ACUUUGGCGUCCACUCUACGACCACCCUCCUUUUCUUACAUAAAUUUCUCAUUUUAUUAUAAUUUCUCUCUCAAUUGCUCCAGAAAAUUCUUUCACUGUAAACAUGGCUAACAACGAGGCAAAUGGAAAUGAGAAAAGUUCUGGAAGUAACCGUGCCGUCCUCAAUGAAAGGAUUCUCAAUUCCAUGUCACGAAGAUCUGUUGCUGCUCAUCCCUGGCAUGACUUGGAGAUCGGGCCUGGUGCACCUCAAGUUUUCAACUGUGUGGUAGAAAUUGGGAAAGGAAGCAAAGUCAAAUAUGAACUCGACAAGGCAAGUGGUUUGAUUAAGGUUGAUCGGAUUCUCUACUCAUCAGUGGUUUACCCACACAACUAUGGUUUCAUCCCUAGAACGAUUUGUGAAGACAGCGAUCCCAUGGAUGUGUUAGUAUUGAUGCAGGAACCUGUUCUGCCUGGCACCUUCCUUCGUGCACGUGCUAUUGGAUUAAUGCCUAUGAUUGAUCAGGGUGAAGGGGAUGACAAAAUCAUAGCAGUAUGUGCAGAUGACCCUGAGUUUCGACACUACACUGAUAUCAAAGAACUUCCUCCCCACCGUCUUGCUGAGAUUCGACGUUUCUUUGAGGAUUACAAGAAGAAUGAGAACAAAUCAGUCAAAGUCAAUGACUUCUUACCUGCCGAGGAUGCAGUCAAAGCUAUCGAGUAUUCCAUGGAUCUGUAUGCCUCCUACAUUGUUGAAAGCUUGAGGCAGUGAUUUGGUUGGUUAUUGGAGUUGGUUGGUGCAGAAACUUGUAAUGUGAUAGGAUUGUCAAAGAGAUAUAUGAGAAAUGUGUAAUGAAGAAUGCUUAAUGAAAGUGUAAACUUCAUACUCUUAACAAAUAAAGACCUGUUUCAGAGAA
Molecule: messenger RNA, 893 nt
Organism: Erigeron canadensis
Lineage: Eukaryota; Viridiplantae; Streptophyta; Magnoliopsida; Asterales; Asteraceae
Product: soluble inorganic pyrophosphatase 1-like
Exons: 9
Coding region: 104-748 (214 amino acids)
Biological process (GO): phosphate-containing compound metabolic process
Cellular component (GO): cytoplasm
Molecular function (GO): inorganic diphosphate phosphatase activity; magnesium ion binding
Source: RefSeq, a predicted model, not a curated record